Aethina tumida (small hive beetle) is the source of this 781-nucleotide messenger RNA. RefSeq lists its product as uncharacterized. Lineage: Eukaryota; Metazoa; Arthropoda; Insecta; Coleoptera; Nitidulidae. The transcript has 4 exons. The coding region runs from base 149 to 781 and encodes 210 amino acids. The record is from RefSeq and is a predicted model, not a curated record.
AUGAAGUGGUUUUUCAUAUAAUAUUAUAAUGUCACCAAAGUACAUGUAAAACUUACGGCUUUUGACCUACGUCCUCUAAUCUGUUAAUAAACAGAAUGCACUAGAUAUACUUGAGUUAGUUCUUGUACUUGUUUUCGUAGAAACUAAAAUGAAACUUACAAAAUCAUCCGUGAUUUUCAUUGUUUUAUCAUAUCUAAUAGUUACUCUAUUAGCUCAAAUAAUCAAUGAUACAGCUGACACAGAUUCAACCACAACAGACUUAACCACUACUGAAUCAAUUACUACGGAUUCAACUACAACAGAAUUAAGUACAACAGACUCAACCACGACAGAAUCAACCACAACAGGGUUAACUACAACUGACUCAACUACAAUAGAAUCAACUACAGCAGAGUUUACCACAACUGACUCAACUACAGCAGAACCAACCACAGUGGAUGCAACCACAACUGAAACAUCUACAACAGAGUUAACCACAGAUUCAACAACAACCUCUUCAACAGAAACAUCAAAUUCGUUCAAAUGUUACGGAAAAAGUUGCCCAUCUGGUACAAUAGGUUGUAGAAGGAUAGCGAAAACGGUGAACAACAGAAACAACAUAAGUAUAACAAUUUGUUGUUUGGAUUUUAAUGGAAGAUCUUUAAAAAAUUUUACAACAACGAGUGUUAAUCCAAAGAAAACUACUAAUACAAUUUCUCAAAUGUUUUUUGUGCAUCAUACUGGUAGAACGAAUAUAAAUUAUAAUGAUAGAGGAAUUUCUAUUAUUAUAAAAAGAAACUAA